CAUGUAUGUACUCCGUAAGUGAAUUCGGCGUAUCCAGUUACAGGGCCUUAAUGUUGUACAUCACAUACCAGUUGUGUAUAUGUACAGCUUGUAAAUGCUUUGGGCGUUUAUCCUAGACUUUAUAUAUUUUGUCGGCACCGACAGCCGGAUGCUACUUUGCUAGCACAGCUACCUUAACGCAGCGCAUCCGAGCCACCAGAAGAAUGGCUCCGUGGGAGGUUUACCCGAGUUAAACGGCUGUACGCGCUGUAAAGCCAUGUGCACAGACUGUGUAACGGUUUGUUGAAGCGUGAGGAUGAGGAGCCGCAGUAACUCCGGGGUGAGGCUGGACGGUUAUGCCAGGCUGGUCCAAGAGACGAUCCUGUGCCACCAGAACCCGGUGACAGGGCUUCUGCCUGCCAGCAGCAAAAUGAAGGACGCCUGGGUGAGGGACAAUGUGUACAGUGUCCUGGCUGUGUGGGGGCUGGGCAUGGCCUACCGCAAGAACGCAGACCGGGAUGAAGACAAGGCAAAGGCUUACGAAUUGGAGCAGAGUGUGGUGAAACUGAUGCAAGGGCUUCUACAGUGCAUGAUGAGACAGGUGGCUAAGGUGGAGAAGUUCAAACAGACCCAGAGUACAAAGGAUUGCCUGCAUGCCAAAUAUCACACCCCGACGUGUGCCACAGUGGUAGGAGAUGACCAGUGGGGCCACCUACAGGUGGAUGCUACCUCUAUUUAUCUCCUGAUGUUGGCGCAGAUGACAGCCUCUGGUCUUCGUAUCAUCUCAAACCUGGAUGAAGUGGCCUUUAUCCAGAACUUGGUCUUUUACAUAGAGGCUGCCUACAAAGUGGCGGAUUAUGGAAUGUGGGAGAGAGGUGACAAGACCAACCAGGGCAUUCCUGAGCUCAAUGGUAGCUCUGUUGGUAUGGCCAAGGCAGCUCUGGAGGCCAUUGAUGAGCUGGAUCUUUUUGGUGCACACGGAGGGCCUAAAUCUGUAAUCCAUGUUAUGCCAGAUGAAGUGGAACACUGUCAGUCCAUCCUAUGCUCCAUGCUGCCACGAGCUUCUCCUUCCAAAGAGAUUGAUGCUGGCCUGCUCUCUGUCAUUUCCUUUCCUGCCUUUGCUGUUGAAGAUGUUGACCUAGUGGCAAUCACCAAAUCCCAGAUCAUAAGCAAACUACAGGGUCGUUACGGCUGCUGCCGCUUCAUCAGGGAUGGACAUCAUUGUCCGAGGGAGGAUCCGACUCGCCUACACUAUGAUCCUGCAGAGCUCAAGCUCUUUGAGAACAUUGAAUGUGAGUGGCCUGUGUUUUGGACAUACCUCAUUUUGGAUGGUAUCUUUACUGAAGACCAAGUGCAGGUGCAGGAGUAUCGUGAGGCGCUAGAAGGCAUUUUGAUCAGAGGCAAGAAUGGCAUCAAACUGGUGCCAGAACUUUAUGCUGUACCUCAUGACAAGGUAGAAGAGGAGUAUAGCAAUCCUCACUCAGUGGACAGAGUGGCUUUGGGGCAGCUCCCUCACAUGUGGGGACAGUCACUCUACAUCUUGGGCUGUCUUCUGGCUGAGGGCUUUUUAGCACCAGGAGAAGUUGAUCCUCUCAACAGGAGAUUCUCUACAAACUUCAAGCCAGAUGUUGUGGUACAAGUUUGUGUUCUAGCAGAGUCUGAGGAGAUCCAGGAGUUAUUGAGCAAACAUGGGAUAGAUGUACAGACAGUAUCAGAAGUCCUUCCAAUUCGGGUUAUGCCUGCUCGUAUCCUCGGCCACGUCUAUGUCAGACUGGGGAAUUGCAAGAAGCUAAACUUGAGUGGGAGACCUUACAAACACAUUGGAGUUCUGGGAACAUCUAAAUUCUAUGAGAUCAGAAAGCGCUUUUAUGUUUUUACCCCUCAGUUUUUGGACCAGCAUCAUUUCUACCUGGCUUUGGACAACCAGAUGAUUGUGGAGAUGUUGCGUACAGAGCUGGCCUAUCUGUCCUCUUGCUGGAGUAUGACUGGACGCCCCACGCUCACUUUCCCCAUCACACGCAGCAUGCUGGUUGAAGAUGGUGAUUCGGUUGAUCCGUGCAUCUUGGCAACACUGAGGAAACUACAGGACGGCUAUUUUGCUGGAGUGAGAGUGCAGCUCUCAGACCUGUCCAGCUUUCAGACCACUUCAUUCCACACUCGCCUCAGUUUCCUGGAUAAAGAGAAUGAUGACAGCUUACUUGAGGUUGAAGAUGAUGAAGACUCUCAAAAGGAUGCCGACUCUGCGUCCUCAGGAGGCUCAGAGGACGCACUGGAUCAGUACCUCAUGCAGCUCCUCGACAGCACCAGCACCAAGCGUCACCUCCCUCCCAUCCACAGGGGGCAACAGCAUGUCUUCAGUGCUCAACACAGCACCAGAGAUAUCCUGUCGUUUAUGGCCCAGGUCCAGGGUCGAAACAUUCCCAAGUCAUCCAUGUAUCUGCCCACGACUCCUGUCAUAAGCAAACACCGCAAAUCUUUAAACCUGCUUGAAGUCCCCCAUCCUCAGAAUGUCUCUCAUGCGAAACAACAUAAGUCUCAUAGUGCUGCUGAUCUACAUCUGCCUCAUGACUCCCAGGGCAACACAGAUUUUGCAGUGUUAGUGAGGCAGCUGAGAGAGUGUCCAACUCUCCAGGACCAGGCUGAUAUCCUCUACAUUCUCUACAUCAUGAAAGGACCUGAUUGGCAGGUGGAUUUGUCUGGCCCCGGGCAGGACGGAGUCAGUGUGCGUUCUCUUCUGGAAGAGCUGUAUGUGGAAGCUGGAGCUUGCAAGGAGUGGGGUCUCAUCAGAUAUAUCUCUGGAAUACUCUGCAAAAAAGUGGAAGUCCUCGCUGAGGCUUGUACGGAUCUCAUUUCUCAUCACAAGCAGUUGACGGUGGGUAUACCUCCUGAACCCAGGGAAAGAGUCAUCACAGUUCCACUUCCUCCAGAGGAGCUGAAAACCCUCAUCUAUGAAGCCAGCGGUCAGGACAUUAGCAUAGCUGUUCUCACUCAGGAAAUCAUGGUCUAUUUAGCCAUGUACGUGCGCUCCCAGCCAGCUCUGUUUGGAGAUAUGCUCAGAAUCAGGAUAGGACUCAUCAUGCAAGUGAUGGCUACCGAGCUGGCUCGUAGUCUGCAUUGCUCUGGAGAGGAAGCCUCUGAAAGCUUGAUGAGUCUGAGUCCAUUUUGCAUGAAGAAUUUGCUACAUCACAUUCUCAGUGGCAAAGAGUUUGGUGUGGAGCGGAGCAUGCACCCCACCCAGUCAGCAGCAACCAGUCCUUCUAUCUCCAUCCAUGAGCUUGGCCACACUGGAGCCACAAAGACUGAACGCACAGGAAUCCACAAGCUGAAGAGUGAGAUCAAACAGCUGGAUGAGCCUCAACCACUCAGUAUCAUUGGGGGUGGUCUCUCCUUGGGUAGCAAUGUCACUUCUCCACGUUCCACGCGAUGCAGCAGCCCCUCCACCCCCAGUGGGAUUUUGUCCCCAGUGGGCACCGGUCCUGGUGAUGGACAUUUGCACUGGGAGGACAGGCAAGGCCAGUGGCUGAGGAGGCGCAGGCUGGACGGAGCUAUUAACAGAGUACCAGUAGGAUUUUACCAGAAGGUCUGGAAGAUCCUGCAGAAAUGCCACGGUUUGUCCAUUGAUGGAUAUGUGUUGCUGUCAUCUACCACCAGAGAGAUGACUGAAGGAGAGAUCAAGUUUGCGGUCCAAGUAGAGUCUGUCCUGAACCACGUCCCUCAGCCAGAGUACAGACAGCUACUGGUUGAAACUGUGAUGGUUCUGGGUCUGGUGGCAGAUGUGGAUGUGGACACCAUUGGUGGUAUCAUCCAGGUGGACCGCAUCCUACACUUGGCCAAUGACUUUUUCCUCAAUGAUCAGAAAUCGCACAGUGCCAGUGAUUAUUUCCUCGAGAAGGACCCAGCCACUGGUAUCUGCAACUUCUUCUAUGAUAGCGCCCCUAGUGGCCGCUAUGGUACGAUGACCUAUCUGUCCAAGGCAGUGAUCACUUACGUCCAGGACUUCUUACCAAGUUCCAGCUGCCUGAUGCAGUAAAACAACAACAGACCUGGCUGUCAUAACCACGUUGUAAUGAAGAAUGUGAAGGGUUGACGUCAAAAGGCUGCAGAGCUUUUCAUUAACUCUGACAAUCCGUACACCACUUCUGUGCACUUUUCAUCGCAUUCUCAAAGGAACAGUGUUGUAUUGGCUUUUCAGGGAACUUUUAGGACAACCUGAUAAUGAAUUACAGUAGUCCAGCCUAGAGGAAAUAAAUGCAUGAAUUAGUUUUUCAGCAUCACUCUGAGACAAGACCUU
Messenger RNA from Thalassophryne amazonica, 4270 nucleotides. It is a transcript of the gene phka2, whose product is annotated as phosphorylase kinase, alpha 2 (liver). Gene Ontology annotation, biological process: glycogen metabolic process. Gene Ontology annotation, cellular component: phosphorylase kinase complex. The record is from RefSeq and is a predicted model, not a curated record. The coding region runs from base 296 to 4009 and encodes 1237 amino acids. The transcript is spliced from 32 exons. Gene Ontology annotation, molecular function: calmodulin binding. NCBI's taxonomy places the organism in Eukaryota, Metazoa, Chordata, Actinopteri, Batrachoidiformes, Batrachoididae.